AUGCCUUGCAAACAGGAUGAUGUGGAUCUAUGCUUAAAACAUGUUUCCUGGUUCGCAGAAGGAACAAACAGCCUAAUCGUUCUCGACGACUGUGCGAGCAGUCAAUCUGUUAAGAACAGAACUAGCGAAUUGGUAAAACUCGGGUUCAGCGCCGGAUACAUGGGAAUCUCAACCAUCGUCAUCACCCAACAACUUUGCGAAAAUUCAACAUCCAUUGCGAAACCUUACAGAGAAAAUAUAUCUAAAGUCGUAACCUUUUACAAUCCAAGUACAAAAGACACAAACAUCAUAUUAGACGACUACUUAGCCAAUGUAGAAAAAGAAGAAAGAAAGAAGAUCAUGAAUACGCUAAAAAUAAUGACUAGGUUAGAAAUACUAUUACGCUGUCCUUAUACCCACAAGAUAAUUAUUCCGCAUAUGAAAUAAAGGAUUGGAUAACCUAUUCGAAUCUACGGAACCUGUGGAAAAAGUGACGCAUCGUCCGCGGCACCGCCAGGAGCAGGGGAAGAGCUACUAGUUUAGUUUAGUUUAAUGAAUUUGUCACAUUUACAUAGAAAAAUUUUACAAUUACAACUGACACUAGAACAAUAGAAACUAACAAAAUAAUUAGUACUUGUGACAGGAGUCUGAAACAGAACUUGCGUACGCAGGUAAAAUUAACUACAUCGCAAAAUAUAUCAAAAAAGCAUCCGAAAAAACACUAGAAAGUAUAUACAAAGACUACGAAAAGCUGCAACUGGAGAACACAAACAACCAACUAACCGACAUCCUCAUCGCCAAAUUUUCCGAACUUAUGGGGGCGUUGGAAGCUGUCAAAGAUACCGAAGUGUUUGAAAAAGAACUCGCGGAAAACAAGCUGCUCAGAAAAGACCUAAAAAAACUUGUUGGUUACGUAACACCAUAUAUCCCGUCCAUCGGAAUACCAACUGGUGGAAUUACCGUCUGA
Molecule: messenger RNA, 946 nt
Organism: Paramuricea clavata
Lineage: Eukaryota; Metazoa; Cnidaria; Anthozoa; Malacalcyonacea; Plexauridae
Source: the annotation of a GenBank genome assembly